This is a messenger RNA of Pogonomyrmex barbatus (red harvester ant), 1322 nucleotides long. It is a transcript of the gene sni, whose product is annotated as SDR family oxidoreductase sniffer. Lineage: Eukaryota; Metazoa; Arthropoda; Insecta; Hymenoptera; Formicidae. Gene Ontology annotation, molecular function: carbonyl reductase (NADPH) activity. The record is from RefSeq and is a predicted model, not a curated record. Gene Ontology annotation, cellular component: cytoplasm.
AGCAGUGACGCGGCGCGGCGCUCCGCGUCGACGGGAUCGAAGGUGCGUAUGUCGGGCUCAGUCGCACGCACACGAUUCGCGUUGACGAUAACAACGCUGAUCUUGGUACUCCGAAAAAACCCAGAAGUGCAAUGAGAUCGAUUCUUAUAACUGGCUGCAACCGUGGUUUAGGCCUGGGCUUGGUGAAGCAUCUGGUCGAGUUGCCGAGACCGCCGGACAACGUCUUCGCGACUUGUCGUGACGCGAGCAAAGCGACGGAAUUACGCGCGAUCGCCGACAAAUCGUCGAGUGUACAAAUCAUCGAGAUAGAUUUGAUGAAUACGGAUAAUUAUGAAGAGCUCGUGGAAAUAGUCAGCAAAAAAGUAAAAGAUGAUGGUCUCAACGUUCUUUUCAACAACGCCGGUGUUUCCAGCAAAUUCACGCGUCUUGGUCUUGUGAAAAAGCGGCAGAUUAUAGACACUUUCCUCGUAAACACCGUGGCACCGAUUAUGUUAACAAAGGCUUUCCUGCCAUUGCUGAAGACGGCUGCGAAAAAGUCCGAAGAUAAAACUCUAAGCGUAAAAAGAGCAGCGGUUAUCAAUAUGACAUCUGUCCUAGGCAGCAUUACUAAAAAUGACGACGGCGGCUUUUAUCCUUAUAGAUGUAGCAAGGCGGCACUUAACGCAGCGACAAAAUCAAUGAGCAUCGAUUUAAAAGCUGAUGGGAUUUUGGUGGCGUGUUUGCAUCCUGGAUGGGUACGCACCGAUCUGGGUGGCAGUAAUGCUCCGAUGGAUGUCGAUACCAGCGUUAAUCAUAUUCUCGAUACCCUAAACUCAUUAACGGAACAGCAAACCGGUUGUUUCAUACAAUAUGAUGGUAAAAUAUUGCCUUGGUAAUAGUGACUGAAUAAAAUAUUUAAACGAAACUUUUUAUACAUAAUGUGUAACAUAUUUAUAUACAGACCUAAAUAUUUUAAAUUAAUAUUAAAUAUACAUAGUGUUUGUAAACAACCAUAAAUAUACAUAUAUUUUUAUAAAAAAGAAUGCAGAAUGAAAGAAAGAUUUCUUACGCGAUCAAAUUUUGACUUGGUGUUACACUAAAUAUUUGUCUUUUUUUAAGUGGAAAUACAUUUAUAAAUUAGAUAUUUCCACAAAUCACACGUACUUUUUUUUUACAUUUUGACUGAAAUAUUUGCUAGAACAAUUCGUAAGAAUAUCUUUGUACAACAUGCAAAGAUAUUCUUAUUAAUUUUUAUAUUUUUAUACAAACAUACUACAAAUGUAUCAUAACGUUUUUCAUAAGCGAUGUAUAAUAUGCACUGAUUAAAAGACCAUUUAAAACUA